AUGUUAGAGGAAGGCAGUUUUAUUGAAAGUGAAAUGUUUGUUUUGGAUACUGUCAAAAUAGUUACAGGAUUAAGAAAUAUAGAAAUAAUGGAUAUGAACAUGGCAGAAAUAUUAAAGAAGAAGAAAACACGCCGGGGAAAGAAAAAUCGUAUGCGGAAGUCACCAGGUAAAUCCUCAAACGUUUUUAGUACGUUAGAUCUAGAAACUCAUAAUUUUAAUGUUAAGCGGGGACAUCGCAAUAGAAAAUUUAUACGACCAACGAGCCCGAAAGCGCCGAUGAACUCGACCCAAUUCUUAAUAGAAGAUAGAGGCAAUGGACAUUUAGAUUGUAGUUCCAACUCGCCAGCUUUCCAAGGACUGUCACCAAAAAUUGAGGACUUUGAUAGCUUAUCAUUUUAUGACUCAGAAAACGACCGGAAACUAAAGAACCGUGAUGGAGAGAUAGAGUACAUGCCUAUUGACUUUGAAGAUACUGCUGAUUUUAUAGGCCAAGAAUUUGAAAAAGAUUUUAAUUCACAUUAUAACUCCAUAAACUAUGUUGAUACUAACAAUUUCUCUACAAACUCUUAUAAUGAAGUAAAGAGAGGACUUGCAAAGUUACCAAAAUACACAAUUAUUAAAAAAAUGUUUGAACUGGAAGAAAAGUUAAAAAGACUUGAGAAAGAUGCAGAAGAAAACAGCCCUGAUAGCUUGAAGAUGAGAAUACAUCAAUUACAGGAGGAGAACUCAGCAUUAAAAAUCUUAAUCUUGGCUCAAGUCUUCCCACCCUCCAACGGGAGUUGAGCUUCUCAUCCCAGUAAUGGAGGUCUAACUUCCAGCAGUUGAGCCAGAUGAAUGACAGCAAUUGUCAGCCAUCUAAAUGGAGCAUCCAAAAGGAUUGUCCCGAAAGAUGAGUGUGGAAGCUCUAGAGGACUCGGAUCGAAUACUCCUCGGCGACACCUGAACACUGGGUAUUUGUGACGUUCUUGACCGAACACUUCUCGGGGUAGUUUGUGCACUUGAGACUACCUCAGAAUUUUGGAUAGACUCUUCCAAAACGUCUACAACAUCCUGUAAACUGUUCAAGGCUUCCUCUCCAACUCCAACUACAUCAAACAACAGAAAAUCACUUAAGAUACAUUCUAUAAACAUUUACUUACAUAAAACUGUUA
Molecule: messenger RNA, 1151 nt
Organism: Ruditapes philippinarum (Manila clam)
Lineage: Eukaryota; Metazoa; Mollusca; Bivalvia; Venerida; Veneridae
Product: protein HEXIM1-like
Exons: 3
Coding region: 1-783 (260 amino acids)
Biological process (GO): negative regulation of transcription by RNA polymerase II; negative regulation of cyclin-dependent protein serine/threonine kinase activity
Cellular component (GO): nucleoplasm; nucleus; cytoplasm
Molecular function (GO): cyclin-dependent protein serine/threonine kinase inhibitor activity; 7SK snRNA binding
Source: RefSeq, a predicted model, not a curated record